Molecule: messenger RNA, 1319 nt
Organism: Manihot esculenta (cassava)
Lineage: Eukaryota; Viridiplantae; Streptophyta; Magnoliopsida; Malpighiales; Euphorbiaceae
Product: GDSL esterase/lipase At5g03980
Exons: 5
Coding region: 62-1168 (368 amino acids)
Molecular function (GO): hydrolase activity, acting on ester bonds
Source: RefSeq, a predicted model, not a curated record
CAAAAUUCAUGAUUUUAUAUGAACUCUGGGCAAUCUAAUCUACUCUGUCCAUCGAUCAUAAAUGUUUUCCUCCAAACUUGUGCUUGUCUACUCCCUCUUCUUCCUUGUUCUUCCUCUUGGAUCUAUUGCACAUAUUCUCAAGGCUUGUAAGUUUGAAGCAAUAUAUCAACUUGGGGAUUCACUAUCAGAUACAGGAAAUGUCAUCAUAGAGAACCCUUCUUCUGCUUAUGCAAGGCUUCCCUAUGGCCAAAACUUUUACAAGAAAGCAACAGGUAGAUGCUCCAAUGGCCUGCUGAUGAUUGAUUAUAUUGCAUUAUCAGCUGGUUUACCUCUUCUUGAUGCCUACUUAAAUCCAAAGGCAAGUACCAGUCAUGGGGUGAACUUUGCAGUUGCUGGUUCUACAGCCUUGCCUGUUGAAUUUCUAGCAGAGAAGUAUAGUCUUGUUCCUCCUGUUACUAAUAGUUCUCUUACUGUACAACUUGGCUGGAUGUUAUCUCACUUCAACACAACCUGCUAUAGCAGACAAGAUUGUUCUAAGAAACUUGAAAAAUCUCUCUUCUUGGUGGGAGAGAUUGGAGGUAAUGAUUAUAUCUAUUCAUUGUUGGAAGGUAAGACUAUAGAUGAGGUAAAGUCCGUUAGGUCAGAUGUUGUCAAAGCAAUCAAAGAUGCCAUUUUGAGAGUUAUUGAUUAUGGUGCUACUCGAAUAGUAGUUCCUGGAAAUCUUCCUAUGGGUUGUUUACCUGCAUUUCUUACAGAAUUUGACACCAAUGAUAGUAAUGCAUAUGAUGAAUUUCAUUGCUUGAAAGAAGUAAAUAGUCUUUCAAUGAACUUCAAUGGACACCUCCAAAAAGCCAUUGAAAAAAUAGAAAAAGAGCAUCCAAAUGUAACUAUCAUAUAUGGUGACUUCUACAAUGCUUACAAGUGGAUAUUGCAAAAUGCGCAAUUGCUAGGAUUCAGUCCCAACUCAUUGCAAAAAGCUUGCUGUGGAAGUGGAGGUAAUUAUAACUAUAAUGUUUUAAGGAGAUGUGGAGCUUCUGGUGUACCUGUUUGUCCAAAUCCUCAGCAACAUAUCAGUUGGGAUGGGAUACAUUUAACACAAGAGGCCUACCGUCACUUGGCAACAUGGAUCAUCUGUGACAUCUUUCAGAAACUUCAAUGUGGUGUAUAGAGAUCCCAUUUUUUUCCUUUGAACUUUGGGAUCGAUGAUGUCCAAUUUACCUAAACUUUUAGAUUUGAUAUCAAAUUAGUCCAUUUUUGUAAAAAAUUAUUAAAACAUAAUGUUUCAAAUUUUACUAAUAAAAUAUUAAUUUAUUUUCUAA